CUGUCACCCUUCUCUUCGUCUCGUCUUUAAAGCCCUCGCCCCCUCUCCCUCGCCCCGUCUCCGCCUCCUCUCCUCUCUCUACACUCCAACCCACCACCGCCCGAGGGCAUAGCCCUCGCCUCUCCCUCCCCGGCGGUGUGCUGCUCGUUGCUCGUCCCUCCCGCGAACCGCCGCUGAAUCUCGCCGCUCUUCCGCUCCGGUUCAGAUUCUCUCGCUCCCGGUCUUUGGGGCGUCCGUUUCUCGUCCGAGAGGCCGGAGGGCUCCGCGCGCUCGGGACCGGGAGGCUUCACGCGGCUCAUGUGCACGGAGGCUAAGAUGGAGCCACUCGAUCUUGAAGACAAUGGUGACCACCAGCCUUCUUCAGAAGCUUUUCUUGCUUCAGAUGUGAUAUAUGAUGAUUCACCAGUAUGUACAUGCAUUGGAAGUGAGCACCAGGCAGAAAUCCCCAAUCUGGCCACAGAGGAUGAGCGUCGUGAGCUCAUGACUAGUUCACUUAAUGAUUCUACGUUACAUGGUUAUGGUUACCCUAUUGUGGUUGGGUUAGCUCUACCAAUUAUGUGGGCAUCACCAAGUGAAGUCAAUAAGAAGGAAGAGGAAUUAGAAAUGCAAAAAAAUUCAGAAAUUGAAGCAAGAGCCAGUAGCAGAGACGAGGAAAGUCAGGUGACCUCAAUUUGUCCAACCAGUAAUAACACAAGUAAAUGUGAUCCAACUUAUCAGGAUCCGCAUACAGUGGUGCCAGUAGUUCAGGUUGAAUCUGACAGUAAUCAAGCACAUGAUGAAAAAUUGGCUUCUUGCCCCCCUCAAGAAGGCGUCAACUUCACCAAUAAUCCAAUGAUGCAGCAAAGUGAAACCAGACAAUUAAAUCCACUGCCUUAUUCACCCAUUGCCCUUUGGAGUGAUCUUGAGGCAGAGCUGUUUCUCCUUGGGCUCUAUAUUUUUGGCAAAAAACUGAACCUGCUGAGCAGGUUUCUGGGUACUAAGAGUGUUGGUGAUGUACUGUCAUACUACUAUGGGAAGUUCUACCAAAGAGAUGCAUAUAAAAGAUGGUCGGACUGUAGAAAGGCAAAAACUAAGAGAAGCAUUCUUGGGGAACGCAUUUUUCAGGGAUCGAGACAGCAGGAGCUUAUAUCACACCUGAAAUCUAAAAUCCCUAAAGAAGCUCAUGAUUCAUUGAUCGAGGUUUUCAAAUCUUUCAGUCACAGCCAAACAUCUUUGGAGGAAUUUGUCUUCGCUCUGAAAUCCACUGUUGGAACAGAAGCUUUUGUGGAGGCAGUUGGGAUUGGUAAAGGGAAGCGUGAUUUGACUGGAUUUGUUAUGGACCCAUCUAAACCAAAUCAAGCUCUCUCUGUUCACCUCGACUUGCCUACAGGCAAAGAUUGUUCCUCACUUGCUUCAGAAGAUAUAAUCAAGUUCUUAACUGGUGAUUUCAGAAGAAGUAAGACAAGAUCAAAUGAUAUUUUUUGGGAAGCUGUCUGGCCUCGUUUGCUUGCAAAAGGGUGGCACUCAGAGCAACCAAAGGAUGUCAGCACAACUAAGAAUUGCCUUGUAUUUCUUGUGCCGGGUAUCAAAAAGUUCUCCAGAAGCAAACUCACUAAAGGCACUCAUUAUUUUGAUUCUGUCAGCGAUGUCCUUAGAAAGGUGGCAGCGGAUCCUGUUCUUCUUGAGUUGGAGGCUGAUGGAAUAGACAAUGGUUUAAUUGCUGAGAAAAAUGGUUGUAUGACAGAUAUGAAACUGAACCAAGAUAGUCCUUUAGAUGGAUAUCAGGAGCUUCCGAAGUUCACAAUAAUUGAUACUAGCUUAGUCGAAGGGGAAGAGCCCUUCAAAGUGAGGGAGCUGAGGAGCUUACCUGCAGAUGCAAAUAUUACUUUUGGCCUUACACAUCAUUCAUCUAAUAUGGUGAGUGAGAGUUCCUCAGAGGAGCAAGAUGCCAGUGAUAGGUUAUCAGAUGACCUGGGAAAUUGUGGGCGAGUUACAGCUGAUGUAAAGGACAUUGAAAUGGUUUCAGUGGAUUCAUUGCAAAACAUGGUGACUGCUAAUGGUCAUUCUUCGAAUGGCAAUGAUGACAAAAUUGAUUUGACAAGUAUCUAUGGCCUCAAAACAAAAACUGAAAGGCACAAGUAUUUAUCCCCAGUGUCAAAGCGCAGAAGAUUAACUAGCUGUAGUAAUGAACAGACCAGUCGACGCCGAUUAGCUAGUUGUAGUAAUGAGCAAACCAGCCGACACGGCUUUUCUUUCUCGAAAGGUGGUGGUUUAGAGAAAGAGAAAAGCAAGCCGCUAUCAACUUCAUCAAAACCAACUGCUGUUGAUGUCGGUGACACUUCCCAUACCAAAACAAUUGCAGGCUGUUCAACGAAGGGGAAGCCAUCUGAGCAGAAAAUGGACGCAUUGGACUCUCUUACCAAUGAUGGACCAAAUGAGAAAAUGAGUAUGGCAAACUUAAUUGAGGAUAAGUCAUUUGAGUGCAAGGUAGAUGCAGUGGCUGAAGUUCACUCAAAGAACACUGUUGAUGAGACAAAGUUUGCCAAAGAAAGUGCUCAGGUUAGUGGUCUGAUUAACUCAAAUAAGCUGGAAACACCACACAAUGAUAAGGCUGGCGGAAGCAUAUGCUUCACGUCAUCAGAAAAUCAUGGUGGCAUGAAGGCUGAGGAAGCUCCCUCCAUUUCAAACAGCAACAUGGCUUGUGAUCCUUCGGAGGCAACAGGAAGACCUGUUAGCCAACAACCUGAGGCUGCUUUGCAGGCGAAUCCUCGGAGGCACGGAACCAGAAACAGGCCUCCCACUGCAAAAGCUUUAGAAGCUGUUGCUUUUGGACUUCUUGGAAGUGGGAAGCGGAAGGGUGAUCCAAAGAACACGGUGACAAACGGGCCUUCUCAGUGGGCUCGCAAAUCCACUGAACACUUGGUUUCUAUGGCUGCCAGCGGUGAUGCAGAGAAGUCCAGCAUGAAUGCAAAAUCGCAACGAUGAGCGGGUUUUAUGCAUUGAUUGGCUGCACUAACAACCAGCGGGGCACCAAGUCGACGUGUGUGGGUGAUGAAUAUCAAGCAAACUAUAUAAGGCCUCCAACUGAAGUUGUCUUCAGCUGCUGAUGCACCUUACCAUUGUCUAAUGUUGACCAUGCAGGAGGGCCUGAAGACGAUGGUCUUACAGGUGCAUGAUCACCUUUUGUGUGAGACUCAUCCUUACUUUUUCGUUUAGUUCAUAGAGUCAUGUGCCUGUCAAGGCUUGCAAAACCAUAUUGGCAAAUUCAGUUAUGAGCUUACCGAGACUAAUCUUUUCGUGGACCGGUCGAUCGACAUCCCAAGGGUAGCAUCAGAUCUUGGGCGCAUUCAUCUAUAUGAUAUUUUUGCAGAUCGGGUUUGUUCAUCGGUUUCAUAAGUAACUCUGAUGUAUGACAUGCUGUUGUAUGCAUGUUAAGCA
Messenger RNA from Phragmites australis (common reed), 3417 nucleotides. RefSeq lists its product as uncharacterized. Bases 298 to 2964 code for a protein of 888 amino acids. Gene Ontology annotation, molecular function: transcription corepressor activity. Gene Ontology annotation, cellular component: nucleus. NCBI's taxonomy places the organism in Eukaryota, Viridiplantae, Streptophyta, Magnoliopsida, Poales, Poaceae. The transcript has 3 exons. The record is from RefSeq and is a predicted model, not a curated record.